Oncorhynchus keta (chum salmon) is the source of this 1230-nucleotide messenger RNA. RefSeq lists its product as uncharacterized. The record is from RefSeq and is a predicted model, not a curated record. The coding region runs from base 1 to 1230 and encodes 409 amino acids. Lineage: Eukaryota; Metazoa; Chordata; Actinopteri; Salmoniformes; Salmonidae. The transcript has a single exon.
AUGCUCACCUACAAAGCACUCAAUGGACUGGGGCUCACAUACAUGUCUGGCCUCCUGCCCCCCCAAUUUCCUGCACCCCUACACUCCUGCACCCCUACUAUCCUGCACCCCUACACUCCUGCACCCCUAAUCUCCUGCACCCCUACACUCCCGUCCCCCAAUUUCCUGCACCCCAACUCUCCUGCACCCUUACACUCCUGCACCCCUACCUUCCGACUCUCGUGCACCCCUACUCUCCUGCACCCUUACACUCCUGCACCCCUACCUUCCUGCACCCCUACCCUCCUGCACCCCUACCGACCCCACACCCCUACUCUCCUGCACCCCUACUCUCCUGCACCCUUACACUCCUGCAGCCCUACACUCCUGAACCCCGACUCUCCUGCACCCCUACCUUCCUGCACCCCUACUCUCCUGCACCCUUACACUCCUGCACCCCUACCUUCCUACAUCCCUACUCUCCUGCACCCCCACUCUCCUUUAACCCUUACACUCCUGCACCCCUACCUUCCUGCACCCCUACUCUCCUGCACUCCUACUCUCCUGCACCCUUACACUCCUGCACCCCUACUCUCCUGCACCCUUACACUCCUGCACCCCUACCUUCCUGCACACCUACUCUCCAGCACCCCUACACUCCUGCACCCCUACCUUCCCGCACCCCUUCUCUCCUGCACCCCGACUCUCCUGCACCCUUACACUCCUGCACCCCUACUAUCCUGCACCCCUACACUCCUGUACCCCUACCUUCCUGCACCCCUACUCUCCUGCACCCCUACCUUCCUACACCCCUACUCUCCUGCACCCUUACACUCCUGCACCCCUACCUCCCUACACCCCUACUCUCCUUUAACCCUUACACUCCUGCACCCCUACCUUCCUGCACCCCUACUCUUCUGCACCCCUACUCUCCUGCACCCUUACACUCCUGCACCCCUACCUUCCUGCACCCCUACACUCCUGAACCCUGACUCUCCUGCACCCCUACCUUCCUGCACCCCUACUCUCCUGCACCCCUACUCUCCUGCACCCCUACUCUCCUGCACCCUUACACUCCUGCACCCCUACUCUCCUGCACCCUUACACUCCUGCACCCUUACCUUCCUGCACCACUACUUUCCUACACCCCUACUCUCCUGCAUCCCUACCUUCCUACACCCCUACUCUCCUGCACCCUUACACUCCUGCACCCCUACUAUCCUGCACCCCUACACUCCUGUCCUGCACUGA